Messenger RNA from Trematomus bernacchii (emerald rockcod), 2192 nucleotides. RefSeq names its product NPR3-like, GATOR1 complex subunit (gene nprl3). NCBI's taxonomy places the organism in Eukaryota, Metazoa, Chordata, Actinopteri, Perciformes, Nototheniidae. The record is from RefSeq and is a predicted model, not a curated record. Gene Ontology annotation, biological process: positive regulation of autophagy; TORC1 signaling; cellular response to amino acid starvation. Gene Ontology annotation, cellular component: GATOR1 complex. The transcript is spliced from 14 exons. The coding region runs from base 198 to 2024 and encodes 608 amino acids.
CAAACGCAGCAGGAUGUGCGGUAGGGAGGACAAGAGUGUCAGGCCUUCAAGUUAAUUCCAGUUAAAGUAUUAUUUGUUCAGGUAUUCAUGUAUGGCAGACAUUAAUGCACCUGCAACCAGCUAACCGUUACUGCUCGGUCUAGGGUUACAGCUCGCAGUCUCUCAGCUAACGUGAAGUUAGCUAGAAUGCUAGCACUAUGUUCAACCCAUUAGCUGGUUUACCAGAUGACCGACAAUCCAUGUACAGUCAGUCACAAAACAGCGUGUACAAAUCUGGCGACAGAACCAGCCCUAUUAGCGUCAUACUGGUAAGCUCUGGCAGCAGAGGGAACAAACUACUUUUCCGAUAUCCCUUCCAAAGAGUGGCUGAAUGUCCGUCAUCUCUGACAGCAAAACAGCGAAGUCCAUAUGCUCUGAACACAACCGGGGAAGGUCUUGACGAUCAGGAUGGUGAUUCAAGAGAACAAUCUCCACUAACUGACGAACAGUUGGUAGCAGGGUUCUCUGACAUCAUCCUCGCCACCAUCCUGGCCACCAAAUCUGAUAUAUGUGGUAAGAAGUUUGAACUGAAGAUAGACAAUGUUCGAUUCGUGGGUCACCCUACGCCCCUUCAGCACCCUCCCAUCAUUCAGGUUUCUAAGACAGAUCCUUCCCCUAAGAGAGAAAUGCCUACGAUGAUCUUGUUUAACGUGGUCUUUGCACUGAGGGCGAACGCGGACCCGUCCGUCAUCAGCUGCAUGCACAACCUGUCGCGCCGCAUCGCCAUCGCCCUGCAGCACGAGGAGCGCCGCUGCCAGUACCUGACCAGGGAGGCCAAACUGAUGCUGGCCGUCCAGGACGAGAUCACCACCAUGACUGAGACAGAAGCAAGCCCCCAGUCCCCAUUUAGGCAAAUUCUUCCCAAAUGUAAACUAGCCAGAGACCUGAAGGAGGCUUAUGACAGCCUCUGUACAACAGGUGUGGUGCGUCUACACAUUAACAACUGGCUGGAGGUGAGCUUCUGUUUACCACAUAAGAUCCACAGGAUUGGCGGCAACCACAUCCCCCCCGAGGCCUUAGAGCGCAGCCUUAAGGCUAUAAGGCCCUACCAUGCCCUGCUGCUGCUGGAGAGUGAGAAGGCGCUGCUGAACCAGCUUCCUCUGGACUGCUCGCCUGCGAUGGUGCGCCUCAUCAAAACCUGCUCAGCGGUGAAGAACCUGCAGCAGCUGGCACAGGAUGCUGACCUGGCCUUACUGCAGAUCUUUCAAAUUGCUGCUCACUUGGUUUAUUGGGGCAAAGCGAUCAUCAUCUACCCGCUGUGUGAGAACAACGUCUACAUGCUGUCUCCUCACGCCAACAUCAGCCUAUACUCAUCAUUGGCUGAGCAGUUUGCUCAGCAGUUUCCUGGUCAUGAUCUGCCCUCGAUGUUAGCCAAGUUCUCUCUGCCUGUCUCUCUGGCCGAGUUCAGAAAUCCCCUGGAAGCUCCCGCACAGGAGGCCCAGCUGAUCCAGAUGGUGGUGUGGAUGCUUCAGCGCCGCCUCCUCAUCCAGCUGCACACUUACGUCUGCCUGUUGGUUCCUCCCAGUGAAGAUGAGCCUGGCUUGAAGGAUGAAGAUCUUCCACUGGCUUCCCGAGUAGGGGGCCGCAGCCUCAGCACCCCGAGCGCCCUCAGCUUCGGUUCCCCUACCAGCAGUGAUGACAUGACCCUCACCAGUCCCAGUAUGGACAACUCCAGUGCAGAGCUGCUGCCCGGGGGGGACUCUCCGCUCAACAAGAGGAUGACGGAGACGCUGCUCGCCAGCCUGUCGGAGCACGAGAGGCAGGUUAUCCUAAACAUCCCUGCUGCACAAAAUCCGGAGGAUCUGAGGAUGUUUGCGAGGCUGCUGCACUAUUUCCGGGGACAUCACCACCUGGAAGAAAUCAUGUACAACGAGAACAUGAGGCGCUCGCAGCUCAAGACCAUGUUUGACAAGUUCCGCAGUGUCCUUGUGGUGACCAACCAUGAAGAUCCCAUUAUUUCAAUCUUUCAGUGCCCCAUGGAGUAAUGGCACGGGGACAGUAUGCAGAAGAUGUCUGUUUGUGAGCCUGAUGUGCUCACAGCUAAGUGCUAUUACUCAACAGUGUUGUUUUAAAAUGAACUGAUUGUUGAAUGAAUGUGUUUUUCCCUUAUGAGCCAAAUGUUUGUUUACAAUAUUAAAUUAUUUUGUACAUAA